AUGGUGGGAUCAGAGUGGAAGAAUCAGGAACAGGGUGGAGGUGGGAAUGAUGAAGAAAUUCAAAUACAAGGGAGAAACCUGAGUGGGACCACAAGUGAUGAUGGCUCAGAGAGCCAGGCUCCUGCCGGAGAUGACCAGGGACAAUUAAGAGGUGAAAUUUAUGAAGAGAUCCAGGUACAAAGGCAAGAAAAUAAGAAUGAGUGUGGAGCUGAGGAUGUUGCAGAAUUCCAGGAUAUAGGAAGCCAGAAAAAGUGCACAGAUCGGGAUGUUGGAGGGCCCCGAGCACCAAGGGAAGGAAACAAGGACCUGGUCAGAGGAGAAGUUGCUGUGAGGGACAGUCUCCAAGUUGACUGUUCUGGGGGUGAGAGACCCAUAGGCAGGAAACACAAUCUACCAAGGCCCCCGGCCUUCACUGGCUCUGGACAUGGGACCAUGGAACAGGAACAGGCAGUGGUUAUGAAUAGUUUGAUCUCUGCUCCCUGUCCUGAGAUGGAUCCUCUCCCACACUGGGGUGAAGUCUUCUUGCUGGUGGGUGGGGAGGGAGAGCAUGUGGCCAGCCAGGGCACAACCCCUGCCAGUGAUCACAGAGUGGGGAUCAGUCCAGCCUCCCAGCAGGCCCAAUCUGAAUCCUGCAGAAGACGACAAAGGGACAAAGGGGUAGAUCAAGAGAAGGUCCCCAGCCUGACUCGGCAGCCCCGGAACCCUCCAUCUCUGACUACUCCCUUGGGCAUGCCCUCUGCCUGUCCCUGUGUGCUGUGUGGCCCAGACCUGGAAGCUGCCAUAACUCUGGUGGGUGCUCCCACUGCCCUCACUGUCCUGCCCAAGGGGACAGUCCUCAAGAAGAGCAAACAACUGCUCCUGGAGUCCCUGAUGCGGAGAAGGAUUGCACACCUGAAGUGGGGUCUUCCCCGGUGGAUCCUGGAGUCCUAUUUCCCGUUUAACUUCUUAGGAUCUUGCUCAUUGCCCCUUGCUGGGGCAAGGCUCCCUGGACUGAACACGGGCCAGGAGCCCCAAGCACAGCAGGAAAGGUAUUGUGAGGCCCAGGGCUCCCCACCAUCCCUUAAGUCCUCAGAGAGGUUCCAGAGGGUUCAGCGCCCAGACAGAAAAAGCUCGAAACUUCCUACACAAGCCAGAGCUCUGGAGAGGAACAGACCAUACAGGUCAGAGCUGAGGCAUUUCCAUCCAGCCUGAAAAGGCCAGGAGAGUCAGGCCACCAGAGGGCACCAGAGAACCACAGGAGAUCCAGAAAGCGCCUGACAGGACCCUCUGGCUCCCAGGACCCCCAGGCUGGCAGCGAGAUCCAGGAGCUGGUGUGGCCAACAAAGGGUCGGAGAGUCUCCCAGUGAGAACAGCAGGGGUUGGAAAAUGAUCAGGCCAGGGGUCUCCAAGCUGGCAGAGAGGGCUCCCAGCAGAGUGAGGACCUUAUCCUCCAGGCCAGACUACGCCCACUGAGGAAGGAGUGUACAUCCUGGGAGGCCUCUAAGCCCCCCAGACUCAAAUGCCAGCAACCCCCAUACUGGAGAAGAGGAAGCCUGGAACCUACAGGGUGCAGAGGGGCUGGGCAGCAGCCUUCCUGCCAUUCUGCAGAACCUGUCAGCUUCAAAGGGAGGCUCCACUCUGAGGGGACAAAGCUGAGCCUGACCCUUCUGAACAAGAUGUCCUGGUCUCCACAGCUUGCCAAGUGCAAGCACUCAGCCCCUAACCUGAUCCUGAGGGAACCUGAUUAUACUCUGCUUCCCAAAGUGGGUAAUCCAUGUGCAGAGGAGGACAGGAUUGGAGACCAAACUGCUUCACAGAGGGAUCUUCAGCCACGAAGUCACUGCUGUACUGGAGCCACCCUUCCUAAGACAGAGAGAUCACAACCCAAAUGGGGCUCCACAGAAUACACCAGGCUCCAAAAAGUUUGAUUUUAUGAAGCAUCUGAGAUUUUUUCUCUUUCAGCAUGGCUUUAAAAAGUAGACUCAGGCCCAGAGUCCUCAGGACAUGUUAGAAAAGGUUUGAGACUGUCCUGAUCUCCACAAAGCCUCUAAUAAAUUGGUCAUUUGGGCC
Callithrix jacchus (white-tufted-ear marmoset) is the source of this 2049-nucleotide messenger RNA. The record is from RefSeq and is a predicted model, not a curated record. NCBI's taxonomy places the organism in Eukaryota, Metazoa, Chordata, Mammalia, Primates, Cebidae.